CAUGCCUAGCCGGCUGUUCUUUGACAAUCUCGGGGCAAUCCUGACCUACGCGGUGAUUGGCACGCUGUGGAAUUCCUUCACCACCGGAGCUGCCCUCUGGGGCGUGAAGCAAGCAGGGCUGAUGGUCAUGGAGCUUGCAAGUCAUCCAUGUUUGGCUUUUUCCCCUUCUGCAAAGAUCUUUGCUCUGUUUGCUGAUUCAUGUGCUCCCCUUGCCUCUGCUUUUCAUUUCAAGCUCAGGAGUUAACCUCAAACUGACUGCAGGUUCCUUCUCGCUCAGCACCUCUGACACUGUGAAGUGAUCUGGGGGUUCAUUGAACAAUAAACCAGGGAAUGAGAAAGGAAUAAAACUGGGCAAGGGCAGAGAUGCUGCAUAGUCCCGGCAUGGUCCUGCAGCCGGAGGCUCCAUGAGGUCCGGUGAGGGUUCACACUCACCAUUGGGGAGCUCAGGCAUUUUAGUGAAGAAGUUCCUCUUAUCCGACCCCUCAUCCCCAUGUGCCUCUGAGCCCCUGGAUGGCCACUGUCUGUGCUUUGCCCGUUACAGCCCCGGCAGCUGCAGCACGUCCCAACGUGGCUGAUGCAUUGGCUGGCAGUCAGUGCUCAGACUGAGCCAUCGCCAUCCCAGAGCUAGUCCUCCCCACUCCCUGCUACUCACCCCUUUCCCCAAGGAGCUACUCGGCGACUCUUAGAGGCUGCUGCUCCCUCAGGACAAGCCAGUGCCACACCCUGGCCCCCAGGGCAAGGUUUUCACACAUACAUUCUCCCUCUUUCAGCCCACAACCUCCUCACGACCCCCUCCUUGGGUAUCCUCCCCAGGCUGGGGGGAAAGAAAUGAUCCCCAGCCCUGGCCCUCCUGCAGGGUGCUGGUGGGGUCCCAGCACUGCUAGCAGAACUCCAUCUAGACUCCAGCAUCUCAGCAAGUGUGGGUGGGCAGACAAGGGGGGUGGUGAUGUGGAAGAGAGGGAGCCCCACAGUCAAGGGUAGGUCCUAGCAGCUCUGCCAGGGUGUUACCCUGAAAUUUAGGCUCUGGGGUGCCCCUAAAAUAACCUCCUCAAUUUGCUCUUCCUGGGGUCUGCGUCUCCAGAGUUGUUAAGGAAACACUUGAAGGACAUGGCUCUAACCUUCUGAUAGAGUGAUUGACAUAGGAGUAUUCUUGUAACUAAUAAUCCCUAAUAUAAUAUAAUCUAAAGUCCUAAAUAAGACACAAAUCCUUUUUUGCUAGUUAAAAGAGCAUCCAGACCACAACAGCGUACAGUUUAAAUGAUUGUAAGCAAAGCACUUUUCUACAAAUGUCCAGUCUGUAACCAACCACUGACAGCCGUUCUUCAAUUAUAUUUUAGAUUUUACACAAGUAAAUUUCAAUUAAUAUCAAUAUUUUAUGCAUUCUUAUUAGUGUGCGUGAACACACUCUCGUACGAAAUACUACCCUAUGCUGUAGUUAUUACAAAACUAACUUAUUUUAUAAAUCCUUUAGCAUCUUUCUUUAGUUGCUGCUGAAGCAGCUUCUCCCAACAGGGUUCUCCUCAGGAUUUUAAGAUGUCACUCGCUCUUCAGGUAUUAGAGGGGUAGCCGUGUUCGUCUAUAUGCCACUGGACUCCUCAUUGACUCUCUCUUCACACCUGUGUAGCGGCUGUUAUUCUCCCUCAGCUCCGUUUCGCCCUUCGCGGUUGUUGCCGCUUGGUUCGCUCGGUCUCGGCGGCUUCUCUCUCUCUGCUACAAAAUUUCUUCAGCGGCUCCUUUGCCUGCUCUCCACUCUCUCUUUCCCAGCAGCUGCUCUUCUAACUCCUUUCUAGCAGUUCUUCUUGCUGGCUCCCCACUCUUAGUCCAUCUUCUCCCGACUGCUCUCUUCGCCAGCUCCUGACUCACUGGCUGCCUGUCCGCACAGUGCUGCGGACCUGUGGGAUCAGUCGAUGGUAUGCACGGCUCAUGUGGCGCCUCAUGGUUUUGGACACCAUCCGAUGGUCCAGGGACAUCUACAUCGAACACGUCACUGGCCACCGACAGUACCAGGAGACAAGGGCGUGGAGGCUGGCCUGAUGGACUUCCUGCUCUUCGGCAGCCUCAUCUCAGCUGUGGACCCUGUGGCGGUGCUGGCCGUCUUUGAGGAAGUCCACAUCAACGAGACCCUCUUCAUCAUUGUGUUCGGGGAGUCCCUGCUGAACGACGCUGUCACCGUGGUGCUGUACAAAGUGUUUAACUCCUUUGUGGAGAUGGGCCCUGUGCAUGUCCAGGCCACAGACUACCUGAAGGGUGUCGCUUCCUUCUUCGUGGUGAGCCUCGGGGGUGCCGCCGUGGGGCUGCUCUUCGCCUUCCUGCUGGCGCUGAUCACCAGGUUCACCAAGCGCGUGCGCAUCAUCGAGCCGCUCUUCGUCUUCCUGCUGGCGUACAUGGCGUACCUCGCCGCCGAGAUGGUCUCGCUCUCCUCCAUCCUCGCGGUCACCUUCUGUGGGAUCUGCUGUAAGAAAUAUGUGGAAGCCAACAUCUCCCGGAAGUCCCGCACCACUGUCAAGUACACCAUGAAAACGCUGGCCAGCAGUUCCGAGACCGUCAUCUUCAUGUUCCUGGGCAUCUCCGCCGUGGACACCUCCAAGUGGGCAUGGGACACAGCGCUGGUGCUGGGCACCCUGCUCUUCAUCCUGCUCUUCCGGGCCGUGGGUGUCAUCCUCCAGACCUGGGUGCUCAAUUGCUUCCGCCUCACCCCGCUGGACCGCAUCGACCAGGUGGUGAUGUCGUACGGGGGCCUGCGAGGGGCCGUCGCCUUUGCCCUGGUCAUCCUGCUGGACGGAGCAAAGGUCCGAGCCAAGGACUACUUCGUGGCAACGACCAUCGUGGUGGUCUUCUUCACCGUCCUUGUGCAGGGUCUGACCAUCAAGCCGCUGGUCAAGUGGCUGAAGGUGAAGCGGAGUGACCAUCACAAGCCGACACUGAACGAGGAACUGCACGAGCACGCCUUUGACCACAUUCUGGCAGCAGUGGAGGACGUGGUUGGUCACCACGGUUACCGUUACUGGCGAGACAAAUGGGAGCAGUUUGACAAGAGGUACCUGAGCCAGCUCCUGAUGCGGAAAUCGGCCUAUCGGCUCAAAGACGAAAUCUGGGACGUUUACUGCAAGCUGAAUAUCCGCGAUGCCAUCAGCUUUGUGGAUCAGGGUGGCCACGUGCUCUCUGCCUCGAGGCUCACGCUGCCCUCCAUGCCCCGCAGGACCUCUCUGUCGGAGUCGUCGGUCACAAACCUCCUGAGGGAAAGCGGCAGCGGUGCGUGUCUGGAUCUGCAGGUCAUCGACACCGUGAGGAGCAGGAGGGAUAAGGAAGAUGCCGUGAUGCACCACAUGUUAUGCGGGAGCCUCUACAAACCACGCAGGAGGUACAAGGCGAGCUACAGCCGCCACUUCAUCUCCCCAAGUACACAAGAGCGGCAGGACAAGGAGAUAUUCCAGCAGAACAUGAAGAGACGGCUGGAAACCUUCAAGUCCACGAAGCACAACGUCUGCUCUGCGAAGAGCAAGGCCAGGCUGAAGAAAGAUGGCAGGAAAAAGCAGAAGAAGAGUGUGGCAAAUACUGAGCUGCCCAAUGGAAAGCCACCCAGAAGCGUUACCUGGCAGCAGAAAGCAGCUGCCGUUCUAGUGGCAGUCGACUCCGACAAUGAGGAGAGUGACAGCUCAGAGACAGAGAAGGAGGAUGAUGAGGGUAUCAUCUUCAUCGCUCGAGCAGCAGAUGAGAUCCUGCAGGGCAAGAAGGCAUCCGGCAGCCUGGACAUCUGCCCAAGCCCACGCAUCAUCCCCCCUUCGCCCACCUCAGCCGAGAAGGACCUGCCCUGGAAGGGUGACCGGGGCGACCUCGCUGUUUACAUCUCCUCAGAAACCACCAAAAUUGUGCCAGUCGACAUGCAAACCGCGUGGAAGCAAAGCAUCUCCUCGCUGGAGAGUGUCGCCUCACCCCCCGGGGCUGAGCCAGGCCCACGUGCCAAGACGUUGGCUGGCCCAGCGCCGGAGGAAGGGCUCAAGCCGGAGAGACAGAUGAUGCCAGAGCAGCGCACCUGCUUUCAGUUCCCCAACCCUCUCUUGAGGAGCAGCAGGCCUCAGAGCGACAGCAGCCUGGAAAGGACGGAGCAGCCGGAGCUGCAGCCUUUGAUGGCUCUGGACGAGCACGGCAGGAUGAGUACGUCUGCCGGACCUAGCAACAGCAGGUGGCUAAUUCAGUUCAACAGACCCGCCAGAUUUUCAGAUGGAUAGCGUGCUCAGCUGUCGCUGCAGAGCGGCCGCUCAUCUGGAGCUAGCCACCUGGGGUCAAACCUCGCGGGGUCUGGCUUGGUAAAUCAAAGGACUGGCAGGUGUGGUCAGAGAGCUUGGGGCGGGGAGGCCUUUCAGAGCUUGGGUUUGCACUGGGCCAGCAGCGGGCAUCAGCCGAUGGAGCUAGCUAUUCAAAACUCCAAGCAGGUGGGCUGGCUGCAUGCUGUAAUAGCGUCAGUGCCUGUCCCAAGCCCCUCCGCACGGCUGGAAUAACCAGAUCCUAAACCCAGCCCUUCCAAACCCUAAAGCAAAAGGGGCCCUUUUCUCCCAGCCUGGCUGUUUAGUGGCUCGGUCCGUGGCCUGGCUGCCCCAUGACGGGGGUCUGGUGGCCUUGGCUGACCAAGUGGGUUGUGACAGGCAAUUUCUCACCCCGUGUCUGCAGCAUGAGACCUCCCAGGAGGGGGUGGGGUGUUGCUCUGCAGUCCCCGCUGCCCAUUCCCCAGCUGGCAGCAGGAGUGAGGAAGGGCUCCCAAGCAACAGCACCUCGGCUGGUGCCCCCAGCCUCAGCAUUUCUUGGAGCGAGCCGUCCCGUGUCCAGCUUUGUUGUGUCAGGCGAGUGGCAUCGUAGAGGGGCUGGGGCGUGCCCUGCCUGCAGGGCAGCACAGAGACACAUCAGCCUAGCACUGGGAGUUUGUUGCAACAACAGUGACCAGCCAAGCUCCGAGCUGCGUAAGGAGCUGAAAAUAAAAUGCAGGGGAGUGUCCCCCAAUCAGCAGUAAAGGCAAACACCAGCCAGGAGAUGAGAGCUCAGGACACUUCCAUUGCAUCUUCCCAGCGAUUGCUGGAGCUCUGUGCGUUUAGAUCACCAGUGUAAAUGCCUCUCAUCUGGGCACUGGCCUACACUAAUCGAAGAAACUCCCAACAGUGGCCUCCACUCUUGUCUACUCAGUGCUUAGUACUUGGACCCAGGACGUCUUUGAGCAGCUUCUGUCGGGUCCUGUCUACACACACAGUUAAUCUGGAAUAGCUACUGCACUUUAAACUCAUCCCUCCCUUAAUCCAAAUUAACUUUUAAGUGUAGACAAACCUGAUUGGGGACGGGGUUGGUGCGGGAGGGACUUUUCACUAGGCACUGCAGGUGGCUGUAUGUUCCCAUCUCCACCACACUGACGCUAUCCUGUCUCCUGUCCCCUGGAGCCUCGCUCGGGCUCCACCAGUCACUGGGGUCAAAUGGGCGGGGGGAAAGCAGUGAUACGCUCUGCAGCUCUGCCCGCGUGAGACAGCAUGCACGCACUCCCACCAGAUGGGGUAGCGUAUCGCUCAUGUGGGCUCCGCCAGCCCCUGGCUCCCUCUCGCAGGGCUUGGAUGCCUUGCUGGCCCCUGUGAGACAACUUGCGCUUUUGCUUCUUUUCCUUCUCGCUUAGGAAAUGCAGAAACUCCCAAGCCCAGCUCUGCGCACUGGUGGCACAGAAUUGAGCUGUCACUCCUGCUAGAUUGUGCCGAGCUUCAUUAGACGGUCACCUGUCUCCUUCUGUACAUGCUUUGAUGAGCAGUGAAAGAGUUAACAAAGUUGGCAGUUAAAUCAUCCCCAGUGGGGACUGGAGUUAACCCCCACUGAGGUGAACAGGGCAGCUCCCACCUCCCAGAGCUGUUGUGUCAGGCUCUCGGCAAACGCAGGCUGACAGUGCAUCGUUUACACUUGGCUCCUAUUUGGAAGGUUGGGGAGGAGUCCUUGCACACCAGUGUCUGCUCAGGCCCUCCCUUUGGGGCACAGGCUCUUCUUCAAGCCAAAAACUCAAAAGUGACGUCAGAACGAAGCUGUGUCCCUGACCAAAGCCACAGACCUUUCCCCUGGCAUCUCUCUACUGCCCCUUGCCACAAGCCCACUUCCCACAGCUCCCUCUUCCACCAGAGCUUGCUCAGCUCUUUACAGAAUCACCUGCCGCCUUCCCUGCAGGGUCUGAUCAUCCCGUCCCUGUUCUUAAAGGGGCUCUAGCUGAAGAGGGCAGGCUGGCCCCAGGCCCCUUGGCCCUUAAAGGGGCAGAGCACCCUGUUGCAGGGGCAUUUGGUUACUUGAGCUUUCAUUCCGGAGCACAGGCUGGAGCGGUUUGGGAGGUGUGCUUACUCUAUACGCUCACAGAUGUCCCCGGCUCAAGCCCUCACCCCUGACACCGGAGAGGUAAGCCUUACCUCGGACACAUCCAGCACCACGGUCCAUGGUUCUAACCACUAGACCCCACUGCCUUCUUCCGGGAGUUGGGGGUGAGUAGGGAGAGCAGCAGCACUGUCACAGCCCCGAGAAUCUCCCCCUCGGCUUUCCGUCAUGCCUCCAGCCCCAUGUCUUGGUCUCCAGCCCCUGCACUAGUCAGGGCUUCUUUUAGAGCCCACUGGUGCCACCUUCGAAGGCGUCUGGCCCUGCACUUGGCAACGCCCUGUAAUCACGGGCCAGCCCCCAGUGGCUGAGGCACAAAUGUACUGGCUAAGCGGAAAGGUCUCUGUUACAGCUGCAGCUUAUUUGCCUCGCUGUGGGCCCCAGGCAGAGCCUGUGUGACAAGCGUGGCACGCCCCAUGCCGCCAGCGGGAGCUGAGCCCAGAAAUGCAGGCCUCUGUCCCUCGAGCUGAAAGCGGGACGCUGCCAGUGGGAGUUAGUAGCAGGCCAGCAUCACAGCUGGGCCGGGGGCUCAGUCACAGGUGCCACCCCAGGGGAGGCAGCACCCUCCUCUGGGACCCUGGCUGUCCUCUCCCCUGGGAACGGGAGGGGUUCAGAAUGGAGGGGAUGCUCUCCCCUGGCCCCAUCCUGCACAAAGCACUGCCUGGGGGCAGUAAUCCACACGGCAGGCUGGGAAGGUGAGUGGGUUUGGUGCCGUUUCUCAAGGCUGAGAGUUGUGAUCUGGGUGCUCUAGUGAGUUAGGUAACAGCCCAGUCAUAACCUGGCACUGCUGAGGGGACAGGCCCCUGAAACCGCUCUAAGCCAGAUGGUGAGCGACCAAGCAGAACCAGAGCAGGUUUCAUUCCUUUCUAGUCACAACACUGGCGGCCCCAUAGCAUUGCUCUCUGGAGCCCUUGUGUAUCCUCUGUUUGCUUUCAUGGUGUCUGCAGUGAAGGUGCGCUGCCCUUACCUGGCUUACAGUGUGGGGAGGGAGGGGUUUGCAUUACUCGUACUCUACAUUUGGGGCUUUGAUGAUUUCUGAGAUUUUGCCAUAAUGAAACUUUUAGCUCUGUCAUGUUUUCUGUACUCACGGGUGCAGCAAAUGAUGAAAGGGUGACUCUAUUAAUUGCAAUGAUUUUUGUUUUAUCAUGAAAAUACAUGCAAAGUAUUUUGUAGCUUGCAUUGGAAACAAUAAACUGGACUCCGCAGCCA
Dermochelys coriacea (leatherback sea turtle) is the source of this 7587-nucleotide messenger RNA. RefSeq names its product solute carrier family 9 member A5 (gene SLC9A5). The transcript has 16 exons. Gene Ontology annotation, biological process: regulation of pH; proton transmembrane transport; sodium ion transport. Lineage: Eukaryota; Metazoa; Chordata; Testudines; Dermochelyidae. Gene Ontology annotation, cellular component: membrane. The coding region runs from base 1908 to 4229 and encodes 773 amino acids. The record is from RefSeq and is a predicted model, not a curated record. Gene Ontology annotation, molecular function: sodium:proton antiporter activity.